AUGGGUGCCGACUGGUACGGCCCCGGAAAGUCAAAGGCGGCAAGUAAAUUUCUGUCGUCUUGCGCAGGUUUGUCUGCCGCGACUACUCCUGUAGCCUAUACUCGUGCUUGGGAUGACGGCGCGGACCAGGAGACGGAUGCCCGCGGCGGUGCUACGACGACUUGCGACACCCCCAGCGCCGAUGGGUGUCGUGAUGGCUGCUGCGACGGCCAUGUCAAUGAUGCCAACGGACAUAUCUCCAAGGAUGGCAGCGGCAGAGCUUCUCUGCAAUCCGAUUCCACCAACUGUUGCGGCGCCGAAGAGCAGUGCCAUGAAAAAUGCAUUGCAGUCGUCGCUGCCAUGGAAUGUGAGAAAGCUUGCGUCGAAGACGCGGACGAGCAUGGGCAACCACGUGAUUCGGCCUGCAGCAGCCACCUUCGCAGUGCCUUCGAACGCUACGCUGCUUAUAUUGCCCAGGCUCGUUGCAUCUGCCGCACCGUCCUGGAGCGGCCUCUCUUCUACAUGCUGCACCAAGCCAAGAAGAACGCCACGAAAAUCAACACUGCUACGACUAUCAAAAAGAAAUCUGCUACUCUCGCCCUCAGUGGUGGGAAAUCCCGCUACACUAUUACCUCCAAGACCUCGAAAAAGAUGCACCACAAACAUUCUUCCUCCGAUGCCCUCGUUGACGAGCUGACGAUUAAGUCUGGCUCGACUGAGCCUGACAAAUCGGGCUGCUGUGGCGGCUCCGAUCAUCAUCAUGCCGCCAACCCCACUCCGCUUCGACCUACAACACCCCAACCUGCCUGGUCCAGGGUCCGAGAAGAAGUGAACGACGACGCCGAAUAUGAUACUGGCGGCACUGAGGCUGUCGCCAUCUUCAUCGCCGGGAUGACUUGCGCCGGGUGCGCGGAAAAAAUGGCCCGCGCCCUGAAGUCCACCCCUGGCGUAUCUCAAGUCCGGGUCAACUUCGUCAUGAGCAAAGCCGACUUCUCCGUGGAUCGGACCAUUACCACACCUGACCAUGUUAUUCGUGCCGUCGAGGGUGCCACUGGUUUCCGCUGUACUCGAAUCGCUGGCGACGGCGACCACACCCUCGACGUCUUGGCAUCGCGCGAUGCCGUUUCAGAGCUGCUGAGCAACCCGGCCCAUGGUGUGACCGGUGUCACCGUCGCGAACAAGGGGGUUAGGCUCCACGACCAAACCAUCAAGACGGUAAUGGCCGCCGUGCUGACCAUCCCCGUCGUCGUCCUGGCGUGGGGUGAUACUUUGGCCGACGAAAAGACCAAGGCACAUGUCUGGCUUGUUCUCGCUUCUCUCGUCCAGCUCAUCGCCGUUCCCGAGUUCUACCGCCCCGCCAUCUCAGCACUUGUUCAUCUCCAUGUGCUCGAGAUGGACAUGCUCGUUGUCAUCAGCAUCACUGCUGCGUUCCUAUACUCGGUCGUCGCUUACGGGUUCCGCGUCGCCGACCAGCCCCUAGAGACAUCGGAAUUCUUCGAGACGAGCACUCUACUCAUCACCCUGAUCCUCCUCGGUCGCCUCAUCGCCACGUAUGCCCGCGUCAAGGCCGUCUCGGCCGUCUCCGUGCGGUCUAUGCAGGCGAACACCGCCGUCCUGGUCGAGAAGGAGGGUGGGCAGGACCGAGAGAUUGACGCCCGCCUGCUCCAGUGCGGGGACGAAUUCAAAAUCCUACCGCACACUCGCGUCCCGACGGACGGGGUCGUCAUUAGCGGGUCGUCCGAAUUCGACGAGUCCAUGCUCACCGGCGAACCUAUCCCGGCCCCCAAGCGGCCACAGGACCACGUCAUUGCCGGAACGGUCAACGGCGAUGGCACCAUUGUGGCGAAGCUCACACGCCUCCCGGGUAAGAAUACGGUCACCGACAUCGCCGCAAUGGUCGAGGAAGCCGCCAACUCAAAGCGUCGUUUCCAGGACGUGGCGAAUAGGGUCGCCAGCUGGUUUGUCCCCGUCGUGACCGUCGUCUCCCUCAUCGCCUUCGUCGUUUGGGUUUUGGUGGGCCUUAAGGGUCGGAACUGGCCUACAAGCAGAUCUGUGGUGAAUGCCCUCACGUACUGGGUAGCCAUCCUCGCGGUUUCCUGCCCUUGCGCUCUCGGUUUGGCUGUACCCAUGGUUCUCGUUAUUGCUGGAGGCAUUGCUGCGCGGGGAGGCGUCGUCAUCAAGUCGGCCGAUUGUACUGAACGGGUGCGCAAAUGCACGGAUGUGAUCUUUGACAAGACCGGCGCCAUCACGGAAGGGAAAUUGGACGCCAUGGUCGAAGAAAUCGUCACAUCCGACCGAGAAGGAGCCCUAGCCAUCGCCAAGGCACUUGUCGCCGGCGGGAAGCACCCUGUUUCGGCUGCCCUGGACAAGCACCUCGCAAGCCAUUCUGUAGAGGCUCUGUCCGGCGUUGAAGACAUCCGCGUCGUUGCUGGUUGCGGGGUCGAGGCAAGCCUCAACGGCAGAAUCGCGCCGGAUCAGGGCCUAACGAUCCUGGUGAUCACAAGCGACGGUAACCCCCUAGCAGUCUUUGGAUUCCGAACGCUUCUCCGUCCCGAAGCGGCUCACGUCAUUGGUGCCCUCCAAGCCCGAAAUAUCACAGUGCACCUCGUCUCGGGUGAUCAGACUCGAGCUGUCCAGGCGGUAGCCGCAGCGGUGGGCAUCCCGCUCGAGAACGUCGCCGCCGAGCGCUCGCCGGGAGAGAAGCGCGACUACGCGGCCUCCGUCAUGGAAGGCCCCAAGAAGUACGUCCUGUUCUGUGGCGACGGCACCAACGACGCCGUGGCGGUCGCGCAGGCGCACACGGGAGUCCAGGGCGCCGCUGACGUGGUGCUCCUGGCCGGGCUUGGAGGUAUCCCUUUUCUUCUCGAUGUCAGUCGGGCGGCGUUCAACCGCAUGGUUUUCAAUUUCGUCUGGUCUGCCGUGUACAAUGUGGUCGCCAUCCUCAUGGCGGGCGGGGCCUUCGUCUACGUCCGCAUACCACCCGCGUACGCCGGACUGGGGGAGAUUGUUAGCAUUCUUCCGGUCAUCUUUGCGGCUUUGUCUAUGCUGCUUCUCAAUCUUCGCCAGAAAGCUUAG
Messenger RNA from Sodiomyces alkalinus F11, 3054 nucleotides. Its product is annotated as heavy metal translocatin. NCBI's taxonomy places the organism in Eukaryota, Fungi, Ascomycota, Sordariomycetes, Glomerellales, Plectosphaerellaceae. Gene Ontology annotation, cellular component: membrane. The record is from RefSeq and is a predicted model, not a curated record. Gene Ontology annotation, biological process: copper ion homeostasis; monoatomic cation transport. The transcript has 6 exons. Gene Ontology annotation, molecular function: ATP hydrolysis activity; copper ion binding; P-type divalent copper transporter activity. The coding region runs from base 1 to 3054 and encodes 1017 amino acids.